GUCAGUGAGUGAAAAUGGCAGGGGCUGGAGGUCCCCAUAGUGCUAACUCUCCCUGUAAUUUAUCUAGAAGUUUAGAUAGAAUACUUUCCGACGCUCAGGCAACAUGUGAAUUAAAACUUAGUGGUCGAAAGUUAAAGGAAUACCCUAAAGGUGCUGCGAAAUACAAUCUAAGUGAUACAGUCGUUGCAGAUUUAUCUAAAAAUAGGUUUAGUGAGAUACCCGGGGAGGUGACGGACUACGCCUCCCUAGAGCAACUUAGCCUCUACCAGAAUGUGAUCAAAAACCUCCCUGAGUCCGUGGCCAGCCUCCAGUCCCUCACACACCUCAACCUCAGCCGUAACCAGCUGUCCACUUUGCCGGGGUGUGUGUGUGCCCUGGGGGCCCUCAGGGUACUCGACGUGUCCGGUAACCGCCUGGUGAGUCUACCUGAAGAAGUGGGCCACCUGCAGAGCCUCAUGGACCUGGACGCCUCCUACAACCACCUGGCUCACCUGCCUCCUGCCCUGGGUGAGCUGAACACCCUCAAACGUCUCAACCUCCGCCGUAACCUUCUUCAGUCGCUUCCUGCAGAAUUAUGUUUCCUACGAUUGGUGUUGAUGGACCUGAGCAGUAACAGGAUAGCGACCUUACCCACUGAACUACGCUUCAUGUCCUCUCUCGUCACUCUCACGUUAGACAAUAAUCCUCUCCAGCACCCUCCCGCUAAUCUUUGUACGAGAGGGCGGGUUCAUAUUUUUAAAUGGUUAGAGAUGGCGGCGGCGAAAGAGGACAAGAAGAGAGGCAUUUUGACGACCGAAAUAGAGUUCCGAAAACUGCAGUUAAGAAAGCCAUCAUCUUGCACUGAUUUCAGGGAGGUUGAGGACUCUCCGUCAGAGGUCACCAAGGAAAAUUUAGAGGGUGUGGGUUCCUCUCCAGCCGACGUGGGGUGGUCGGUACCUCUCCUGCGUAGUGUCGUGGCCAUGGUAGUUGUAGUACUUGUAACCUAUGACUAUUAUAAGAUGCUGAGGUUUGUGAACGGGUUCUUUGAUCCCCGUCACAAGCGUAGUACGAUGGAUAGCGGGUAUAGUACGUGUGAGAGUGUUGACCAGAGAUGGUCGCAGGAAAGUCAAGAGAGCUUGGAAUACGAAGACCCACGUAAGCUGGCUGUUAGGGCUGCAGCUUGUACCAAGGAACAACGACAAGAACGGGGCCGUAGUGGCCCUCCGUCUCGACCGGUCAAUGGCAUACCCAACGGGGGCAUUAGUCCAGGGAUGAACGGCUCUCAGACGAAUAUCGGGCAGGGAGUGAAUGGCUCGGGUUACGGAACACAACAGACGGGGGAACUUGCCACCAGUGGUUUGUCAACACCGAGCACACUGAGUCCUGGGGAUGGCUUCAACUUAGAGGAUGAGUUCAACAAGGCCCUGAAGAUGAGACAGGACUAUGAGAACAUUUAUGGGAAUGAUCAUUCACCAAUAAAAGAAAAUCAAAGCAACAGUGGUGCUAUUUGGAAUGUUGGGAGUAGCAGCCACAGCAGCAGCCACAGCAGCAGCAACAGCAACCACAGCAGCAGCAGCAACGGGGGCAUCACCCUUCGCCAUCCCCCUGAGCCCCCCCAUCCCCAUAACCCCGAUCCUGGAGGGGGCUACAUCCCCCCCAACCACCCCUCCUCCCAACAUUCCCACGCCCACGUUCCCACCUACAGAGAGUAUGUUGAAGCAAAAUUACAAAAGAGGGCAAUGGAAAACAAUAAUAUCUAUAGACGACAAGCAGAUGGAAGUGCACCUUCAGCUGAAAAUGGAACACACAGAUCAGUGGAAAAUUUAUCCCACCGAACCGACGUUGCAACACACCCUCGACCGAAUCCGAUGGGGGCUUCAAAACCUUGCAAUGGCCUUGAUGGAUAUUCUCAGAGGUUGCCUAGUCAACCACGACCACAAGACCUCAGUCGGGAGGACAUGACGCGAGCAGACGUCAAGACUAUACAGAAGGAAGCUGUCUUGUCUUAUAUAAAGUCUCGUGUCAGUCCUAGUAAAGGGUCUUCCUCCAAUUCACCGGAUGUGAGCUUUGAUUCUGGAGAUGGUUCUUCCUACCCUGCCAGCCAUACCAAUCCCUCUCAUCCCCAACACACACUGCCACACGCCAACUAUUCGUCUAGUCCAUACCCCAGCCAAACUAUUAAUUAUGCAGUUAGUGCACCCCAAGUAUCCAGUACACCUUACACAAGUAGUAGUAGUAACCUAUAUUCAAGCACAGGCCACCACACGUCCACACUACCCCCCCAGACCACCGCCGGUACCUAUACCACCCGAGGAAGCACGAGUUCAUUACCCAAGGCUCCCACCACAGUCAAGGCCAGAAAACGAAGCGGUGGAGGACGACCCUUUGAUCCAGACUCCUCUCCUGCCCAUCUUAGUUUCACAUAUAGACGGGAAUUGGAGAAGCAGCAACACGAGAAACAAUUGAUUGAAAAUUUAAGAAAUAUCAUAGAAACAAGAUUGAAAGUAUCGCUGCCAGCAGAUAUGUCGGCAGCCUUAAUGGACGGAGUGGUCCUCUGCCACUUGGCCAACCACGUCCGUCCCAGAUCUGUUUCCUCCAUCCAUGUUCCAUCCCCAGCUGUGCCAAAACUGACAAUAGCCAAGUGCAGACUAAAUGUUGAGAACUUCCUGGAGGCGUGCAGAAAGAUCGGUGUUGAGGAUGAAUACACCUGCACUGCUCAUGAUAUUCUGGAAGAAAGGGGAACAGUCCGUGUGGCCAUCACAGUUGAGAGACUCCUUCAGUUUUAUCAAGGACGCCACACUCCCAUGUCUCCACGAAAUCAGACUCCAGUAUGACACCUCCCUUGAUCUCGCUCUCUUUAUACCCCCAGUAUUACCUUGAGUAACUACAAUCCAUCAAUUUCUGGGAUAACUGUAUAGUACAGUGUAACUCAGCUUCCAAUAAUCCAAUGAGGAAAAUGCUUAUAAGCAGUCCUAGGAAUUGAUAUCUUACCCCAUCAGCAGGUGUAAUCCCAAGUCACUUAAAAUAUGUUAAUUCCAGAAAGUACAUAUUCUUCCAUGUAUAUCCCUUUAGAUGUCAUGACAUUUAAAGGAAACCUUGAGUUUGUCAUUGGUAAAUGCUAGUUUACCUUUUGACAGUAAUACUGUGCUUCCCUUGCUUCCUUUCUUUCAAGCCAAAGGCAAUUAUCAUCCUCAGCCAGUGAAGUCUGCUGUUGUAUAUUAUGAAUUUGUCAUAUAUCGAUCAUCUAUUACUUGUGUUCUUUCAUUACUGUUGAGUAAUCACUCGCCAUGACCCAUUUGCUCACUUUUCUUCAAUCAUUCCUAAGUUAAUUUUAUACAUAAAGCUGUGGUGUGCUUUUAAAGUGUUCCUUUAGUCAUGUUUUAUAUUUUAAUUUGAACACAGCUCUCUCAGCAUUGUACACACAAGUUUGUGCUUGCUACUUAUCAGUUGAGAAUCGGCAAUUACCUGUCCAGCAGAUUAAUAUAAGAUAGAAACAGUCCAUUGUGUAGUUUUUCUAAUGUGUGUGGAUGGUACGUGGAGCCACAGAAGAGUGUUCCUGUCAUCAGUAACACUUCCCUGGGUCAUCCAUCUGAUCACUUAAACAAAUCGGUGUAAGUCAUAAAAAUUUCUUAUCUUAAAUACUGUAAUUCUUUUCAUAAAAUUAAAUACAUAAGAAGUUGGAGAAAAAGUAGAGGUAACUUGAAAGGCACAAAUCUCAAGAUGUCAUGUGAUUUUUUUUCUUCUUUGCUUAUGCAUCAGUUGCAAAUACAAUAGAUGUCCAUUUUAUAUGCUUGUUUUAUAUUUAUUUUUAUUUCUGUACAAUUAUCUUGUACAAGGUAUAUUAUACCUCAAGGUUACUUGCUAAAUCUCUCUAUUUACUGGUAAUGCAUUUAAUUUGUUCAAGGUUCUUGUUAUUUAGUGAUGUUCCCAACCUUUUUUUUUUAUUAUUAUUCCUUUUAAAUCUCGCAUGAUGUUGGUAUUUGAGCUGGUCAAGAGUGCAAUAUAUUUUUACAUUUUUAAGACAUUGGUACUUAAUGGAUAAAUUUAUCCAAUGCUACAAGAACCUGAUUGUUUUUCUACUGUGACCUCUAAAUGUUGCUGAUAUGUUACAAUUUACGCAUGUUAUAUACAUCUUAUAUGUUAAAUGAUAAAAUGUAAAUAUAUGGUUCAGUUCAUUACAUAUUAUACAUUUCAGCUCAACUUCCAUUUGAUGUAAAAUGUGUAGACGAUGCUGUGUUUGUAGAUGAAUGUAAAUAGGAAAUAAAUAUUCACCAAAGAAAUAUA
Homarus americanus (American lobster) is the source of this 4263-nucleotide messenger RNA. RefSeq names its product leucine-rich repeat and calponin homology domain-containing protein-like (gene Lrch). The record is from RefSeq and is a predicted model, not a curated record. Gene Ontology annotation, molecular function: protein binding. Lineage: Eukaryota; Metazoa; Arthropoda; Malacostraca; Decapoda; Nephropidae.